This is a messenger RNA of Acipenser ruthenus (sterlet), 1861 nucleotides long. Its product is annotated as chloride intracellular channel protein 2-like. The coding region runs from base 203 to 940 and encodes 245 amino acids. The transcript is spliced from 6 exons. The record is from RefSeq and is a predicted model, not a curated record. NCBI's taxonomy places the organism in Eukaryota, Metazoa, Chordata, Actinopteri, Acipenseriformes, Acipenseridae.
AGCUGUCAGGGUCCUGAGGGACUGCAGAGCACACUUUAAAGUACUUUCACUCUCACUCAGUCCAGUCAAAGCAGCGGGGCACAGAGGGGGAGAAGCCACUGAGAUUGCACGCUGCACAUUCAGGAGCUGGGGAAGAGAACAUCGCUACUGCUGUGUCGUCGUGGUUGUUGCUGUUGUUGUUUUUGUUGUCACACCUGGAGAAAUGUCUCUCAGAAGGUCUGACCCGAAAAAAGAACCCAGUAUUGAGCUGUUCAUUAAGGCAGGUCUCGACGGAGAGAAUAUUGGACACUGCCCAUUCUGUCAGCGUCUCUUCAUGGUUCUGUGGCUUAAAGGAGUCAAGUUCACUGUAACCACCGUCGAUAUGAAAAAGAAACCAGAAGAACUCAAGGACUUGGCACCCGGGACCAACCCCCCUUUCCUCCUGUACAACGGAGAGCUCAAAACGGACUUCCUGAAGAUCGAAGAGUUUCUGGAGCAGACCCUGGCGCCCCCUAGGUAUCCCCACCUCAGCCCGCAGAAUAAGGAGUCCUUUGAUGUUGGCAGUGAUAUCUUUGCUAAGUUCUCAGCGUACAUCAAGAACAGCUCAGCAAACAAAAAUUUCGAGAAGGCUCUGCUGAGGGAGUUCAAGCGGCUCGAUGACUACCUGCGGUCCCCCCUCCCCGAGGAGAUCGACCCCAACAGCACCGAAGACCUGCUCGUCUCCCGGAGGAAGUUCCUGGACGGAGACCGGCUGACCCUGGCGGACUGCAACCUGCUGCCCAAACUGCACGUCAUCAAGAUAGCGGCUAAGAAAUACUGUGAUUUCGAAAUCCCGCCUCACUUCACGGGGGUGUUGCGCUACCUGGAGCACGCCUGCCAGAGGGAUGAGUUCAGUCACACCUGCCCUGCCAGCGGCGAGAUCGAGCGGGCGUACGCAUCCGUAGCAAACAAGAGAACAUGAACUGUGACCCGCGGCCAGACUCGCACAACUGCACUAACACAGCGAAGAUCAUGGGCGGCCAAAUACAUUCACUGAACUUUCUUUUAAGGCGUUGCAUUUGUAUAGCUUUUUAUACUCCUAUAGAGGCAAGAAUCGUGUUCCUGGGAGCAAACCACUGCUCCGAGUGCUGGAAGAGAUAGAGAUGAUGAGGAUGAUGAUGAUGAGGAUGAUGAUGAUGAGGAUGAUGAUGAGGAAAGCCCUCUGAGAAUGAGGGUUGAGUCUUAUUUAUGAAUCAUAACGUCAUGGUGGUAUUUGCAAAUUUGUAUUUGAAUGUAAUCUAGGAUCCACAGCCAUUUGACAUACUCCAUUUUACUACACUGAGAUAUUGUAGACAACUUGUAGAAUGAUAGAUUAUAUAUAUAUAUAUAUAUAUAUAUAUAUAUAUAUAUAUAUAUAUAUAUAUAAUGUGUGUGUGUGUGUGUGUUAUUUGGUAUUGUAUAUAAGGGCUUACUGAAACUGUUUUCGUUUAUACAGAUUUAAAACCUGAAGUCAUUAAAAAAAAAAAAAAAAAUACUGUAAAGCCUUGAAUAUUUGUGAGCCUUUGUACAUUACAUACUUCGUAUAUUGCAACAGGUCGCCAACUUUUCUGGAGCAAAAUAGGUUUUAUGAUUGUGAUUCGCCAAAUAUUUUGUUCACAAAUAUUUAUGGCUUUACUGCCACCCAGUGGUGAAAAAAAUAAACUUCACCUACUCAUUCUAGCGUGCACUUGUGUGUGUGUGUCACUGGCAGCCAUAAAUGUUAUUGUGUAUUAUAGUGUAUAAUAUGUUUGAGCUUGUGAACGGUGGAUUGUUUUUCCAUGUGUAAUUGUAUCAGUUAUUUAAAAAACACUGCAUUAGCUUCCUUAAUCACACCCAUUUUUUUUAUUAAAGUAUUUAAAAUAUG